AACGAAAAGAUAAACUUUAAAAAAAAGGAAAUAAUAUACAUAAAAAUGUCAUCCGAAGGAUACGAAAUUGAUAUACCUGUAGUCGAUGAAGACGACGCAAUGCUGAUCGAUGAAGACACUAAACCAGCAGUCAAACGAAAAGGUCGUGGUUUUGUAAACGAAUCGAAAGAGUCAAGAGAUGGAGUAAGAUCUGGGGAUAAGUAUGAUCAGUUUGAAUCUGCAGCAGAUGAUGAUGCUGCCAGUGGACGCGCUCAAAGAUCUGUUGAAGGAUGGAUUGUAUUAGUCGUAGGUCUUCAUGAAGAAACAACAGAAGACGAAAUUACGGAUAAAUUCGCAGAUUAUGGCGAAAUCAAGAAUUUACAUCUAAAUUUAGAUCGAAGGACGGGUUUUGUUAAGGGAUAUGCGUUAGUUGAAUAUGAAACAUUUAAAGAGGCAAAAAAUGCAAUUGAUGAAGUUAAUGGAACAAAGCUUCUUGGUUCUGUAUUACAUUGUGAUUUCGCUUUUAUAAGAGCACCUAUUGGAAGUGGAGGUGGUGGUACAUCAUCCGAGAGAGAUUCAAGAGAUCGGGCAUCUAAUAAAAAUAGAACGGGAGGUAGACGGCGUGGAAGAUCCUCUAGUCCAUCAAGAAGACAUUAAAAUUUAAUCAUAAAAAUUUUAUUCAUAAAAAAUACGAUCUAUAACAAAAACAAAACAUAUUUUAUCGGAGGUGAGUGAAAUUAGUCGCUUAUGGUACAUAAUGUAUCAAGAGCGUAUUGUAGCAAGUUGCAUUUAGUUUAUUUAUGUUAUUAAACCAUUUUCAUAAUUCAAAAAUAAAUAGAAAAGAAAGCAACAAUAAAU
Molecule: messenger RNA, 837 nt
Organism: Rhizophagus irregularis DAOM 181602=DAOM 197198
Lineage: Eukaryota; Fungi; Glomeromycota; Glomeromycetes; Glomerales; Glomeraceae
Source: RefSeq, a predicted model, not a curated record